Molecule: messenger RNA, 392 nt
Organism: Blastomyces gilchristii SLH14081
Lineage: Eukaryota; Fungi; Ascomycota; Eurotiomycetes; Onygenales; Ajellomycetaceae
Exons: 2
Coding region: 72-392 (106 amino acids)
Source: RefSeq, a predicted model, not a curated record
UUGACUCAUUGUCCAUUGAUUAUGUGCUUGAUAUUAUCGCCGAGGUAUCUUUUUGUAUUUUUCUGCCGGGGAUGGGCCAGAUUGGGAAGGGCGGUACGAGGGUGGGACUUGGCGUUGGUGUUUUGGAACAUCAAAGAUGGACAGGGUUUUCGCGGAGGUCGCUCCUCAGAUAUCUCCACAACUACAGAUCGGGGAUCUUCCAAAAUCAAGAAGAUUGGUGCAUACGGCUAGGUCUCUUCACCUUACAAUUUGUAUGGCAAUUUGGCCCGGGGUUGUGGUGUGGUAGGGGAGAAUGGGGGAUAAUCCCACGCAGGAGUUCCGAACGACGUCUGGUUCACGUUUGGCUGGAUAACUCCACCACCACACGGGAAGAAGAUAAUAAGCUUGAGUGA